Psylliodes chrysocephalus is the source of this 1573-nucleotide messenger RNA. The record is from the annotation of a GenBank genome assembly. NCBI's taxonomy places the organism in Eukaryota, Metazoa, Arthropoda, Insecta, Coleoptera, Chrysomelidae.
GAAUAGUGAUCUGUUAUAUUUGUUUCUAGAGUUAAUGUCAAUUAUGACUUUUAUUUUUGAUAAAAAUGUGAUCCAAACAAAUUAAUAGCUGAAACAUAACCAAAUUCACUCAUUGUAUCAAGGUAUAUUUCCUAGUCCUGGAUAUAGCCAGUUUAUUUUGGCGGAAAAACUUAUGGGAGAAUUGGCCAAAAGGGGACAUGCAGUGUCUGUAAUAAGCGAAUAUGAACCAAAAGAGGAAAUUAAAAACUAUGAGACAAUCAGAUUGACAAAGUCUGUUCCAUACGAUGGGCAUUACGAUUUAAUACAUUGGCCAGAACAAAAUUUAUUUGUCUUGAAUAAAUACAUGCUAGAUACGGGCGUCGUAUAUGCAGAAGCCAUAUUACAACAAAAAAUUAUUCAAGAAUUGAUCAAUUCCAAUCGCACAUUCGAUUUGGUCAUUGUAGAAAGUUUUUUCAACGAAGCUCAUACGGCGUUUGCCGAACAUUUCAAAGCUCCUCUAAUUUGUUUUACUUCGCAGCCUUUGAUGGAGUGGAAUUAUCACUUAGUGGGAAAUGUUAAAUUACCUUCUAUGAGUCCUCUUUUUGCAACGCCGUUUGAAAAGCAUAUGACCUUUUUUGAAAGACUGCAGAACUCUUUAUUAAGUAUUCAUGAUUGUGUCUACAAAGAAUUGAGAUAUUAUCCAGAUCAACAAGCUCUUGUGGACAAAUAUUUUCCCAAUAAAAUAGAUCUUAAAAAAGUAUAUACAAAUACCGAAAUGCUGUUACUCUUUUCACAUCCUUUAACAACAGGACCUUCUUUAACGACAAGUGCUGUAGUAGAAGUGGGAGGUUUUCAAAUUGUUUCUAAAAAGCUCCCCAACGACAUACAAAAUAUCUUAGAUGGUGCCACAAAUGGUAGUAUACUUGUCAGUUUGGGAACAAAUGUAGAAUGCAGGACUUUGUCAAAGGAGAAACUCAGUAUGUUUUUGAACACUUUCCGAAAAUUUCCCCAAAGAUUUUUGUGGAAGUGUCCAAUUGAAAUACCUAAUAAACCCGAUAAUGUAUAUUUGUUUAAAUGGUUGCCACAAACAGAUAUUCUUGCUCAUAACAACACAAUCGCAUUUGUUACACACAGCGGUUUAUUAAGUACAACCGAAGCAAUUCAUUAUGGAGUACCGAUGAUUUCAAUUCCUGUUUUUGGAGAUCAACUCAUAAACUCAUUGAGAGUAAAGAGGAGCGGCAUCGCCGAACGGCUGCCUUUCUUAGAUUUAACCGAAAAUGGCUUAUAUGAAGCAAUAAGGAAGGUCACCACCAAUCCGAAAUACACAGAACAGAUGGAAAGAGUUUCAAAAAUGUUUAGAGACCAACCAUCUACGCCGUUAGAUCGGGCAAUGCAUACUGUCGAAUAUGUCCUUAAAUAUAAGCCAGGAUCAUUGAUAAGAAGCCCCGCUUCAGACUUAUGGUGGUUCCAAAUAUAUAUUCUUGACGUUUUAUUAUUUACUUUUGUAUCCAUUGUCUUGUUCUCUCUAUUUAUAUUAUUAGCUUUAAGAAAAUUGAUUUUCAGCUUGAAACAAAAUAAAAGAAAAAUUGAUUAA